Messenger RNA from Penicillium olsonii, 933 nucleotides. NCBI's taxonomy places the organism in Eukaryota, Fungi, Ascomycota, Eurotiomycetes, Eurotiales, Aspergillaceae. The record is from the annotation of a GenBank genome assembly.
AUGAACUUCUACCCAAUUCCACCAGUCAUCCAGGCCGAGAUUUUGGUCCAAAUCCCACCCACACUGCGAUGCACCGGACAGCAUACAGAUUGGCGAGGCGGGUCUGCCCUUCCAACUUCAGAUAUCUUUCUAGAAGGUCCUGUCGUCAGUAGCAAUGGUGAUCUAUACGUGACGGACAUUCCAUAUGGACGCAUUUUGAAGAUUGAUUCCCAAAACCAAAUCACAGAGUGUGUGAGAUAUGACGGCGAGCCAAACGGUCUUGUCAUCAGAGACGAUGGCUGUUUAGUAGUAGCCGACUACAAACAGGGUAUUCUUGUUUUUGACCCAUCAACGGGAGAGAUGUCGCCUCUGCUAGCUCGUCGGAACUUGGAACGCUUCAAAGGGCCGAAUGAUUUAGUGGUAUCGUCGAAAAACGAGAUCUAUUUUACGGAUCAAGGCCAAACGGGCAUGUCCGAUCCGUCCGGACGUGUCUACCGGCUUUGUCCAGACGGCAAGCUAGACUGCCUAGUGGACAACGGGGUUUCACCGAAUGGCAUUGUACUGUCCCCCGACGAACGAUUUCUAUAUGUCGCCAUGACUCGGUCAAACUCCGUGUGGCGUCUUCCUCUCAAUGCAGAUGGAAGUACAACGAAAGCGGGGUUGUUCUUCCAAUCCUUCGGUGCAUCUGGACCUGAUGGUCUUACCGUCGACGAGGAAGGCAAUUUGUUUAUCUGUCAUCCUAGCCUUGCAUCGGUUUUCGUCGUUGAUGCAGACGGCAUUCCCAAAGCUAGGAUUGUGACCUCACCCCAAGGAGGAAAGAAUUUGACAAACUGCACCUUUGGGGGCGAAGAUGGUCGCACUUUGCUUAUAACGGAUAGCAUGAAGGGGAAUAUUCAAUUUGUGAAAUGGCAUUGCGGAGGCUCUGUGAAGCCCAAGGCAGUCAAAGCCAGAUGA